Molecule: messenger RNA, 411 nt
Organism: Plenodomus lingam JN3
Lineage: Eukaryota; Fungi; Ascomycota; Dothideomycetes; Pleosporales; Leptosphaeriaceae
Source: RefSeq, a predicted model, not a curated record
AUGGGAAGACGCUCUUCGUCACAGACUCUGGGCUGGAAACUUCUGGCUUGCCAGGCACAGACAACCAGGGUCCGGGGAACUUUUACAAUUACCCUAUCCGCAUCGAAUGGUCCGAGCGGCGUGCCUAGAAUUACUGGGAAGCGCAACAUAUUCCAGAGUCUCGAGGGUAGUCCGGACGGCAUCAAGAUUGCGGCCAAUGGGUAUCUAGUGGUGGCAUCUGGGCUGUCGCUUGGGGUUGAUAUCUUGACUGCAGAUGGCUCGGUAAUCGCAAGAAUCCAGACGAACCAUCCGGUUGAAAAUAUUGCUUUUGCAGGCGAUGAUCUGAAGACCUUAUACUUGGUCGGUAUUGGUGGUGUCUCCAAGGUUGAAUGGAAUCUGGCGGGGCCUGACCCAAAGAACUACUACAUUUGA